AUGGAUGGCACUGACGCACCGCGAGUCAUGUCGGAUGAGGACCUGACGUCAUCGAAGCGUUCCUCCAACGCAUUUCGCCCACAGCACUCGACGGAAGACAGCCCCGCGCCUCGAAAGCUCCCACACGUGCUGCUCUCGCCGCUCAAAGCUCAAGGGUCUCAGGACUUCGACAAGAAGUAAUUCAAGCUGUGCCCAUGAAUGCGUAGUUCGAGAGGCUCAGGCAUCAUUGUCUUGUCUGGUCUCUCGGUGAUUGGCUCUUCUUGCAAGGUCUGUGCGGUCCAAGGGUGAUGACAGUGCCAGUCGCACAGGGAUAUCAAGCCUCAAGCAGAGUUUGGCCAUCGCGCUGGGUGACAAGGCGGCCGAGGGGUACUUAUCGGUGCCGCUGCGGCGAGAGGCAUUCAUACAGCGGUGGGCGACGAAAAGGAUACGCACACAAACAACCCGCGAGACGAAUGUCCGUGACGUGGUUGGUGUGUGUGGGCUUGUGUGUCUCUGUCCAAGGCUGACGAUGGAGGAGAACAUGAGUCAGCAGGAGUGCGCGUGUCUGGUCAGCUUUGACUCAGCAUGAACUCAUGAGUCAGCAUGAACUCCAUUGAUCGGCUCCUCUCAUCUGUCUGCUGUUCAUGAGCAGUUCUUCUCCUUUAUCUUUCUGCUGUUCAUGAUCGCCGUAUACGUCUCGAGCGGAACAGACCAUGUGUAUCGCGUGCACGAGUCCCUGAGGUACAGAGACGAAGGCAGCAUAGAGAGAGGCGCUGGAUGCACCAUGUUUUCUCUCUCUCUUGUCUGGCACUUAGGGAGGCGUUUCACCUCGAUGUACGCAUGGGAAAGGAGACAACGGAAGAACACCGGCAUUUGGUUGCGGCCAUGCGUCCUGUUGUGUCUCCUGUUCGUCUGCCUGCGUGCCUGGAUACGCAUCUGCAGGACCUGGAUGACGUUCGGACGGUGGAUUCAGUCUGGGGGUUCAUCGCAAACCUGUCCAAGACUGAGUCCGAGUACAUACCCUCCUCCAGCCAGUUCUUCAUACACGACGCGACCACGGAGCUCAACGCGCUGCCCACAUCAGCCUUCUUCCCGCCGUCUCGCAACCUUCAAAACUACCCACUUGAAGUAAGCUGGCAGAAAGAGAACAACCAAAGCCACACUCGCUGAGUGAGAUUGAGUGGUCCCUGCCAUUAUUUCCUCUUUGCUCCGCACAGCUGUUUAAGACGUUCACGAUGACGGGUAACAAACACGCAACAAAACGAAAAUAUGUCUGCCGCUUCACUGUGCUGUUUGAGUUGUGUCUUUGCUUCAGCCUGGGUGAAGGUCAGCAUUGCGCACCGAGCACAUAUAGAUGUCGUAUGUGCAGGUGCUGUUGACUCACUUGGUGCAUUUCUUCAGACGACGUCUCCUCAGUUCACGGUCAUCGAAAAGAGACUGGAUCGCGACAUCGCCGGACUCGGCAGCACGUGCUGGCGCAUUGGCGUUGAUUGCGUCACAUACGGCGCACAUGAGGGCCGGCUCUUCGGGACAUUCGUUAGCUAACACGAUAGAGACACACAUUCUUCCAGACCUACACAGACAGUCUGACAGGUGACAUAUUAUGCAGGUGACAGACGUGGCUCAAGACCUUUUGAUGAAGGCUUGGGCUCCAGCAAGGACCACGUCCUUCUCGCGAGGGAUAGACGACUCAAGCUGUCCGCGCGGCAAGGACCCCGACUUCACUCAAACAAGAGAAUCGAUGAAGGCCGAAGCCGAAGCCGAAGCUCAGCUGAACGAUCUCAGUGGAAGUACGCUGGACAAUGCGACUGUGGUUGACGGGGAGUGGCACCUAUACGCAGUGGUCGGCGACCUUCACGUCCAUGUCUCUAUGUCUCCGCACAUGCAUCAAUCUGUGUCUGCGUGCCUGGACGGUGUAGAUAGUCCGCAACACCACGGCUUCAUUUCUAGCGGGUGCCUGACCGAGAGACAAAACGAAACACCACAGACACGUAUUGCCUUUGUCUUGACUCUGCACAGACGGCGGGCUUAUAGAAUCGUUGCCAAACCCGACGCACCAGCGAACUAUCUGUCCAGGGCGUCGCACAGUACCUGUGUACCACCAAACACUUACCGAUGUAAGUAACAUCUGAUGGUGACAGGUGAGAAGUGUGCACAGAGUGCCUGUCCGCUUUUCUCAUCAGUGUGCCGAGGGUUCGUUCUACGUGGGUAGGGAGCAAGAAAGAGGGAUCGCGCGACGACGUAACGGUUUCUAUGGUCUUCGUAUUGGUUGAUUGAAGGCGACGAUCAGUUUUCUGGUCACUUAGCUGACGUGCGGAUCUUCCCGCGAGAGCUGACGAAGAGCGAGAUCCAAGACAUCAUCACAUGUUCGCUUUUCGUCAGGCAGAGAGACAGACCUUCGCACAAAUGUCUUGUGUCUUCUUCCCCUGUGUGUGUGCAGUCGGAGCCCCGCUGGACGAUCUCAUCAACGCGGGCGGCGCGUCCGCUACCGAUACCAUUAACCUAGCGCAGCAGAGGCUUGAUAAACUGGAGGAUACUGUCACAGCUUCGCUGGACCAAAAGCAGGAAACGUACCUCAAAAGCAUCAAGACGCUUCGAAACGACCUGGUUGGCAACCCGUUCGCCGCAUCCGCUGGCGGGAACGGGUCGGUCCGUUUGCUCACGCCUCUGGACACCCGGUCCUUACAAGGUAGCGCCCUGACCGAGAAUGACACGGCGAGGUUUCUGGAGCUAAUGGAUUCAUGCUACGACAACCCCAGGUACACACCUUUAUCAGGCAUAUAUCUCGACAUGGCGGCCAUCCAUCUGUCGUGUGCUGCGCUGCGCGUGUGUCCAUUUGUUCAGUUACCAUGACUUCAGUAAGCGAACUAGAAAGAGGGAGAGAGGACAGAGGGACGCAGGGGCGGCGAGGGCUACCGUUCAUCCGUGUGUGUGUGUGUUCGUGGGGGGUGUUGCUGCACAGUGCUUGAUGAUUGUCAGGUACAGAAAAUUCCUCCUCGCAAACAUGGUGCAUGGACAUUCCUCUCCACGCAUUGAUUGUCAGUGGUAUAGGACCAACGACAAAAGCUGCAGUCUCUACGUCGACAACGUCACAGUCGGUCAGUGUCCAAUCUCGUACUCACAGUGCGCUCUGCAAUUCAUGAGCAUCGCGUGGGACAUAUUCGACAUCGACGAUGACUUCUUUUGGAAUUUCACAGAAAUGAAAGCAUUCAUGGAACCGGUAAGGGUCAGUGCGACUGCGAUUGAAAGUAAGUGAGCUCUUUGUAUCUGCAGAUAGAUCCGACCUUUGAUGAAUACAGCUUCGCUUUCAUUCGUCUGGCAUUGGACGUUUCGACUAACAAGAUACCCUUUGAAGCGGUGCAGACCCCACAUGAGCUGCUAGAUCUCUGGUACACAUCCUAUCAAAGCCUCCUGAGAGAUCCAGCAGCUCCCCUCCUCGGCCAGUCUUCAACUGACUAUAUGACUAAAAUACAGGGGAUUGACGACCCGAUUGGUAUGCCGGUAGCAGGCUCGACGCUUAA
Molecule: messenger RNA, 3500 nt
Organism: Vitrella brassicaformis
Lineage: Eukaryota; Vitrellaceae
Source: the annotation of a GenBank genome assembly